Messenger RNA from Sorghum bicolor (sorghum), 2410 nucleotides. RefSeq names its product cytosolic purine 5'-nucleotidase. The transcript is spliced from 17 exons. Bases 152 to 2083 code for a protein of 643 amino acids. Lineage: Eukaryota; Viridiplantae; Streptophyta; Magnoliopsida; Poales; Poaceae. Gene Ontology annotation, molecular function: 5'-nucleotidase activity. The record is from RefSeq and is a predicted model, not a curated record.
UUUUUGCAUCUGGCGAGCCGGGCUGAAAAUUGAGCCAGGUGCACAAACACAACGACCUGGCCCCCAUGAGCCCAAUUCCCCAACGGGCCACCCCCGCAAACGCCCCAAUGCCGCCUCUUCUUCCCAUAUAAACGUUGAGACUAGCCGAAGAAUGCGAAUCUGCGCAAAGCAAAAACCAAGAAACCAGAGAGGCGAGACGACCAAGAAACGAGAGAGGCGAGACGAGAGACCAAGAAGCUCUUCUCCUCCGCGCUCGCCGAUGGGAGCGGUGAGCAGUUCGCUGCUCCGGCGCGGAGCAGGGGCGGCGGUCCGAGCUCCGCCGAUCUCUCUCGCUUCACGGCCAGAGGCCGCAGCCCCGCCGGCGCCAGUCCUCUCCGGGGCCGCGCAUCUGGUCUUUGAGGCCUCGCUCGCCUGUCCGUGGAACUGGGAUCCCAAAGCUCCCGGCGCCCUCUCCGACGGGAACUUCGUUCUGAACCUGGAUGGGGCGGCGGUGAUGCGUAGGCGGCUCCAGUUCGGCCUCUUCGUCGCCAUGAACGAGCUCGCGGACGGGGAGGGGGCCGCGGUGCGGAGGCUACAGAUCUGCACGAGGGCAGAGAUAGCGGACUGGAUCCCCUUUGUAAGACAGGCCCCAUUUUCAGUAAGACACUCUUCUCGCGGAAUUUUCCGCACCAGGACACUAAAUCUUCGAUCUAUCAGUGUGGUUGGCUAUGAUAUGGAUUAUACAUUAAUUCAGUACAAUGUGAUGGCCUGGGAAGGACGUGCAUAUGACUAUGGGAUGGACAACCUCAAGAGCAUGGGUUUCCCAGUAGAUGACCUUAAAUUUGACCCUGACCUGGUCAUAAGAGGUCUUAUUAUUGAUAAAGAGAAGGGAAACUUGGUUAAAGCUGAUCGAUUUGGCUACGUUAAGAGGGCCAUGCAUGGUACUCAGAUGCUUUCCACUCGUGCUGUGAGUGAAAUAUAUGGAAGAGAAUUGGUGGACCUGCGGAAAGAAAGUCGAUGGGAGUUUCUUAACACCCUUUUCUCUGUUUCAGAAGCUGUCAUGUUCAUGCAGAUGGUCGACAAGUUAGAUCAGGGAUUGGUGCCAGCUGAACUUGGGCCAUUGGAUUACAAAGGACUGUACAAUGCUGUUUCCAAAGCACUUUUUCGAGCACAUGUAGAAGGCCAACUUAAGAGAGAAAUAAUGGCUGAGCCUGAGCGGUUUGUAGAGCCUGAUCCAGAACUUCCUUUAGCUCUUCUUGAUCAAAAGGAGGCUGGAAAAAAGUUUCUUCUCAUUACUAAUUCAGAUUUCCAUUAUACAAACAAAAUGAUGAAUCAUGCAUUCAAUCGCUUUCUUCCUAAUGAUGUGGGAUGGAGAGAUCUUUUUGAAAUGGUUAUAGUCUCCGCAAGGAAGCCAGAGUUUUUCCAGCUUUCACAUCCAUUAUAUGAGGUUGUAACAGAUGAUGGACUGAUGCGCCCCUGUUUUAAAGUAAAGUCAGGUGGCUUAUAUUCUGGUGGUAGUGCUCAGAUGGUUGAGAAAUCACUAGACAUUCAUGGGGAUGAGAUAUUAUAUGUUGGGGACCAUAUUUACACAGAUGUAAGCCAGUCAAAAGUUCAUUUACGAUGGAGGACAGCAUUAAUCUGCAGAGAGCUAGAAGAUGAGUUUGAUGCACUGGUCAAAAGCCAUGAUCAGAAAGAAAAGCUUGUUACACUUAUACAACAAAAAGAAAAUGUGGGGGAUCUUUUUAACCAGCUUCGCCUGGCUCUGCAGAGGCGCUCUAAUUCACGUCCUGCACAGACGCUUGCUGCAACUUGUAUGGAUGAACAGGAGCUUACGGAAAGUAUGCAAAAGUUGCUCAUUGUUAUGCAAAGAUUAGAUGAAAAGAUUGGGCCAAUGCUAGAAGCAGAUGGAGAACUUUUCAAUAAAAGAUGGGGCUGGUUGUCAUGUGCUGGCCUAUGGGAUAAGAGUCAUCUGACCAGGCAAAUUGAAAAAUAUGCUGAUAUAUACACAUCAAGGGUUUCAAAUUUUCUACACUAUACUCCAUUCAUGUAUUUCCAAUCUCAAGAACAGACAUUGAGAAAGCAAGGGUGGAAACUGAGAUUUUAGAAAACUCAGUUUGCUAGUUUCUACUUCAACUGGAAAGGCUUGAGGGCAGUGCAAAAUAAGAAUUGGUGGAUAAACAACAUUGGCAAAGCGAAGGAAGGAACAUCAUUCAAGUUGGCUGCAUUGCUUAUUGCUGCAUGGUGGAUAGACAAUGUUGCCUGUAUGACUUAGUGUUUUUCUAAAAUGUGUGUAAAUGGCAUCUUUGUAUCUUUGUAUCUUUGUAUACAUAAACAAAUUCUUCCAAAUGGUUGUAAUAUCCAUGUGAGUGCGAUAAGAAAUUAUUAUCAUCUUGAUAUUUGCCAUUCAAUAAAUGGGCCACCUUUGAUUUUA